AAAUCCAAUAAUGCUUAAAUAGAAUAUUCAAAGCUUACAAAUCUUGUCAGAUCAUCCAAAUGCAAAAGACGCAAUCGAUUCCUCCGAAUCCACGUUCUCAUAUCCUUAUCAUUCUCAAUCUUUUUUCAACUCUGAUUCAUCUUCCAUUUUCCUUCUCUUUCUCUAACCCAGAUUGAUAAAUUUUCUGUUUCAAUCACUGAUCCUUUUUAUCCGGUUUCUCAUGGCUUCUCUCAGUUUCACCCAUCUUAGAGGCACCAACUCUUUUGCUCCUAUCAAGACUCUUCCCACUUCUGUAACCACUCAACGUCUCAAAACCGGAGCUGGGUUCUUGAGACUCGUGGCUAAUGCUGAUCACGCUCAGGGAGAGCCUGAUUUGAGUGUUAAUGUUAAUGGGUUGCACAUGCCUAACCCAUUUGUUAUCGGCUCCGGUCCACCGGGAACCAACUAUACUGUGAUGAAGCGUGCCUUUGACGAGGGCUGGGGCGCUGUAAUUGCCAAAACUGUGUCAUUAGAUGCUGCAAAAGUUAUAAAUGUAACUCCUAGAUAUGCCCGGCUACGAGCAGGUGCAAAUGGCUCAGCCAAGGGGCAGAUAAUUGGGUGGGAGAAUAUAGAACUCAUAAGUGAUCGCCCUCUUGAAACUAUGCUGAAAGAAUUCAAGCAAUUAAAGGAAGAAUACCCAGAUAGGAUUCUCAUUGCUUCUAUUAUGGAGGAGUAUGACAAAGCUGCUUGGGAGGAGCUUAUUGAUCGUGUAGAGCAAACUGGAAUUGAUGCAAUUGAAAUCAAUUUCUCAUGUCCUCAUGGUAUGCCUGAACGCAAAAUGGGUGCUGCAGUUGGGCAAGACUGUGCUCUUUUGGAAGAAGUUUGUGGAUGGAUUAAUGCAAAAGCUACAGUUCCAGUUUGGGCAAAGAUGACUCCAAACAUCACAGACAUAACACAGCCAGCUAGGGUGGCACUAAGCUCAGGAUGUGAGGGUGUAUCUGCCAUUAACACCAUCAUGAGUGUGAUGGGAAUCAAUUUGAAAACAUUACGGCCAGAGCCUUGUGUUGAGGGAUACUCAACUCCUGGGGGUUAUUCUUCCAAAGCAGUCCAUCCUAUUGCACUUGGGAAGGUUAUGGCAAUUGCCAAGAUGAUGAAGUCAGAAUUUAAUGAUGAACAGUACUCACUUUCUGGUAUUGGAGGUGUUGAGACAGGUAGUGAUGCUGCUGAGUUUAUUCUUCUUGGAGCAAACACAGUUCAGGUCUGCACUGGGGUUAUGAUGCAUGGAUAUGGUCUCGUGAAGAAACUUUGCGAUGAAUUGAAGGAUUUUAUGAGAAUGCACAACUUCUCAUCAAUUGAAGAUUUCAGAGGAGCAUCUCUGGAGUAUUUUACAACUCACAUGGAUUUGGUACGACGGCAGCAAGAAGCAAUUCAACAGAGGAAAGCUAUCAAAAAAGGUUUGCAGUCUGAUAAAGAUUGGACAGGGGAUGGUUUUGUGAAGGAGUCUGAAAGCAUGGUUUCUAACUAAAUUGCCCAAGUACAGUAAGCAUUAUAUGAUUAAAAUAAGUUGGGUUAUGCUACGUAAUGUUCUGUUGAUAUUUCCUCUUGAGCUUGUCCUUUCUUUGAAUUGUAUUAGAUUUGAGAACAGCAAUAAAUUUUUCUGAUGCCUGUCCUUCUA
Molecule: messenger RNA, 1654 nt
Organism: Manihot esculenta (cassava)
Lineage: Eukaryota; Viridiplantae; Streptophyta; Magnoliopsida; Malpighiales; Euphorbiaceae
Product: dihydropyrimidine dehydrogenase (NADP(+)), chloroplastic
Exons: 7
Coding region: 221-1504 (427 amino acids)
Biological process (GO): uracil catabolic process; thymine catabolic process
Cellular component (GO): cytoplasm
Molecular function (GO): uracil binding; NADP binding; dihydropyrimidine dehydrogenase (NADP+) activity
Source: RefSeq, a predicted model, not a curated record